GAGAGUGAGAUCCUGAGAGUCGAGACACAUAUAUUAGCCAUGGGGUUCGGCGUGGUGUCCAUCCUGAACGCCGUGUUCCGGCGCGCCUUCACCUCCGCCGGCCUCCGGUCCAGCUCCGCCGCCGUCGACGCCGACACCACGCUCCACUUCUGGGCCAGCCCCUCCCUCGUCCCCCCUUCCUCCGACUCCAAAUCCAACUCCAAGAAUGGCAGCGACGGCAAGCAGCGGCGGCCGGUGGUGGUGCUCAUCCACGGCUUCGGCCCGGACCCGACAUGGCAGUGGGCGUCGCAGGUGGGCCCGCUCUCCCGGCACUUCGACAUCCUCGUCCCCACGCUCCUCUUCUUCGGCCCCUCCACCACCCGCGCCCCGGACCGCUCCGACGCCUUCCAGGCCGCCAACAUCGCCGCGCUCCUCGCCGGCGUCGGAGGCGGCGAGGAGGAGGAGCCGCGGGAGGUGCACGUGGUGGGCACCAGCUACGGCGGGUUGGUGGCGUACCACCUGGCCCGUGCGCUGCAAGUGCAGGGAGGAAGGUGGAGGGUGGGGAAGGUGGCGCUGUGCAGCUCGGACCUGACCAAGGGGCCGGAGGACGACCGGGUGCUGGCGGCCAAGGGCGGCGUGGCGGAGGUGACGGAGCUGAUGGUGCCGGCGGACACCAAGGCGCUGCGGCGGCUCAUGGCCAUCGGCGCCCACGACCCGCCCAAGUACCUCCCCGAGUGCCUCGCGCGCGAACUCCUCCGGAAAUGCUUCGGUGCCCAAAGAGAGGGGAAGAUACAGCUCAUCAAGGGGAUCGCCACCGGGCAUGGCUUCAAGAUCGCUCCUCUCCCUCAGGAAGUGUUGAUCGUUUGGGGAGAGUUCGACCAGAUUUUUCCGUUGGAGAAAGCCCACAAGGUCAAAGAGAAGCUUGGCGAGAAGGUGACGCUGAAGAUUAUCCCCAAUACGGGUCAUCUGCCGCAACAGGAGGAUUCCAAGCUCUUCAACAAAAUCCUCAUCAACUUCUUACUACCUUCUCCGCCCAUUUCUGCUUCCGUGAAAUAGCACAUGAUAUUCGAGUUUCCAGCGGGCCCGUUGUCUUGUAACUGAGGGUAUAAGAAACGAAAUACUUGCACA
Molecule: messenger RNA, 1107 nt
Organism: Lolium rigidum
Lineage: Eukaryota; Viridiplantae; Streptophyta; Magnoliopsida; Poales; Poaceae
Exons: 4
Coding region: 40-1035 (331 amino acids)
Source: RefSeq, a predicted model, not a curated record